Molecule: messenger RNA, 337 nt
Organism: Pelobates fuscus (common spadefoot toad)
Lineage: Eukaryota; Metazoa; Chordata; Amphibia; Anura; Pelobatidae
Gene: SMIM36
Product: small integral membrane protein 36
Exons: 1
Coding region: 74-337 (87 amino acids)
Source: RefSeq, a predicted model, not a curated record
CCCACCGCCUGUCACGUUCCGCUCAGCUGCACUGUCCGGAGCACGGCCUCAGACUAACAGAAUAUGGGACGCCAUGGAAUUUUACUUGGAGAUUGAUCCCGUAACACUGAACUUGAUAAUACUGGUGGCCAGUUAUGUCAUCCUGCUCCUGGUCUUCCUCGUCUCCUGUGUGCUGUACGACUGCCGGGGAAGAGAUCCCAGCAAGGAAUAUGCUCCCGAAGCGAUCCCCGAGAACAGGUCGCCCAUCCGCCUGGUGGUAAUGCAACAAAGUGCAAACUGGAGCAAGGCCUAUGAGAAUAGCACCAGCCUGCUGGAGAAAAAAAUCACUGUGGUCUGA